CUUCAGCAUUGAGGCUCAGUAUAUAAGAGGCUCCGCUUUCACAUCAGGUCACUGUGACAGCGUUUAGACGAAGAAAACAAGCCUCCAAGCUGAGAUGGAUCCGUGUGUGGUGAAGUGGAAAUUCUUUGCUGUCAGUGUCCUGCUGUUCACACUGUGCCACGGCCACACAGCUGCUGUCAGCCUGAAGGAACAGCUGGCCGACUGUCUGGAGGACAAAGACUACGAGGAGCUGCUGCAGACUGUGAAGACCGGCCUCCCGCACAUAAACACGUCCCAUCAUGUCGUGAUUGUUGGAGCUGGCAUGGCUGGACUGACGGCCGCCAAGCUGCUGCAGGACGCAGGACACAAGGUAACCAUAUUAGAGGCUAGUGGGAGAGUGGGAGGACGUGUGGAGACCUACAGGAACGAAACAGAGGGCUGGUACGCUGAACUGGGAGCAAUGAGGAUCCCAACUUUUCACCACAUCGUCCGCUGGUUUGCUGAGGAACUUGGGGUCAAGCUGAAUAAAUUCACCAUGGAAGACAUCAACACCUUCUACCUGGUCCACGGUCUGCGGAAACGGACGUACGCAGUGAAAGCAAACCCCGACAUCCUCAAGUAUGACUUGCCUGAAGGAGAGAGAGGGAAGUCAGCUCAAGAGCUGCUACAGCGAGCUUUGCAGAAGGUGUGGAGGAUGGAGAGGGAAUCUGUGGUGAAAGAUGAAGUGGAGGCAAAAGGCUGCGAAGCUGCGCUGCAGAAAUACGACCACUAUUCUGUGAAGGAAUAUCUGAAACAAGAAGGAGGUUUGAGCGCAGAGGCAGUGAGGAUGAUCGGAGACUUGCUGAAUGAGCAGAGCCUCAUGCACCUGGCUCUAACCGAGAUGAUCUACCUCAACAGCGACGUCAGCGACAGCACCGUGUACGAUGAAAUAACCGGUGGGUCGGACCUUCUCCCCAAAGCUUUCCUCAGUGUACUUGAUGGCUCCAUCCUCCUCAACUCCAAGGUCAAGUGCAUCACCCAGUCAGAUCAGGGUGUCAGUGUAUGGUAUCAGACGGGUCAACAGUCCUCUCUGACGGACCUUGCGGCGGACGUCGUCCUGGUAACGACCACAGCCAAAGCAGCCCUCUUCUUGGACUUUGAGCCACCUCUGUCCAUCAGAAAGAUGGAGGCCCUGAAGGCGGUGCACUAUGACAGCUCCACCAAGAUCAUCCUCACCUUCAAAGAAAGGUUCUGGGAGGAGGACGGCAUCCGAGGAGGAAAGAGCAUCACCGACCGGCCCACUCGUUACAUCUACUACCCCAGCCACAGUUUCCAAACAAACCAGACCAUCGGCGUCCUUCUGGCUUCCUACACCUGGUCUGACGACUCCCUUCUCUUCCAUGGAGCGAGUGAUGAAGACCUGAAAGAGCUGGCUCUGAGAGAUCUGGCACAGAUCCACGGCAAGAAGGUCUGGUCUCUCUGUACGGGGGUGGUGGUGAAGAGGUGGACCUUGGACCCUUACAGUCUGGGCGCCUUCGCUCUCUUCACACCCUACCAACAUAUAGAGUACUCUAAGGAGCUCUUCAGAAGCGAAGGAAGGAUUCACUUUGCUGGUGAACACACAGCCUUCCCUCACGCCUGGAUCGAGACGGCUAUGAAAUCUGCAAUCAGGGCGUCUGCAAACAUUAACAAAGCAGCGCACAAAAAAAUGGCUACCGCUCAACACCGGCACGAGCUGUAGGGAGUUAAAUCAGUGGAAUGAAGUUUUGGUGUCAGCGGUGGAGGGUGUGAGGCGUAGCGUUGCUUUAAGGGCUGUAUCCAAUGAUUAUUUUCAUUACUGACCAAUCCACAGAUCGUUCUCUCCAUUAACAAAGUGUUCAUCGUAACUUUGCAGAGCCCACAGUGAGAUCUUCAAAUUGUCCACAAUGCAACAAUAUUAUUUUUAAAAAAGCUGCAAAUCCUCAUGAAUCUCACGAAAUGUUUUGCCUUUUUCUUGAAAAAUCACUGAAAUAAUUAAAGUUGCCAGAACAGCA
Molecule: messenger RNA, 1991 nt
Organism: Toxotes jaculatrix (banded archerfish)
Lineage: Eukaryota; Metazoa; Chordata; Actinopteri; Toxotidae
Product: L-amino-acid oxidase-like
Exons: 8
Coding region: 95-1699 (534 amino acids)
Biological process (GO): amino acid catabolic process
Molecular function (GO): L-amino-acid oxidase activity; polyamine oxidase activity
Source: RefSeq, a predicted model, not a curated record